Molecule: messenger RNA, 1977 nt
Organism: Lathyrus oleraceus (garden pea)
Lineage: Eukaryota; Viridiplantae; Streptophyta; Magnoliopsida; Fabales; Fabaceae
Exons: 3
Coding region: 1-1977 (658 amino acids)
Source: RefSeq, a predicted model, not a curated record
AUGGCUGCUCACGUGGAAGAUGACAAGCUGAUGAUCCACUAUUUCCAAGAUAGCUUUAGUGGGGCUCCUUCCAAAUGGUAUUUGAGUCUGGAUCAUAGUAGGAUCAGAUGCUUCCAAGACCUAUCAGACGCCUUCAUCAAACACUACAAAUACAACAUGGACAUGGCUCCUGAUAGGAGACAACUGCAAAGUAUGUUUCAGCAUGACAAAGAAUCCUUUAAGGAGUAUGCUCAGAGAUGGAGGGAAAUGGCUUCUCAAGUUGAACCACCUCUUGCCGAAAAGGAACUUGCUGAGUUAUUCAUCGACACUGUCCAACCCCAAUUCUAUGAGAAGAUGAAAGGUUUGGUGGUUCCUAGACCUAUGGGACCUCCACUUGAUCAUUUUCCUCCAUGGGAUAUGGGACCAAACGUGAAGAACAAUCCUCUUCCUUCCCAUGGAGACCCUACAGUGAAUGCAAUUGAAGAUUCCUAUGAUAAUGUUAUGGUUGAGAAGGUUGAUGAUGUCAAGACUCCUUUGGCAGCAUUCCACGCCCGAUUGGUGGAAGCGGGCCUGAUUGAUGUUUAUCAUGACAGCUGUGAAGAGUGUGCCACACACCUAAGGGGCUUUCAGAUGGUACGAGAUAAUAUUCAAGACUUGAUGAAUAAAGGAGUGUUUCAAAUCUCUAGUGUUGUAAAUAACGAAGAUGUGUUGGUAAUUGAACCUUGUUUCAAUUUACCUGAACUAGUUGAAAUCCCUUGCUAUAGUAGAAGAGUGGUGCCUGAGAAUAGUCAUCUGUCACCUGUUGAGAUUUGUAUGCCUACGUUGUUUCUGUAUGAAAGCACCAAGGUUGUGCCUUGGAGAUAUGAGGUUACCAUUGUGGAUAAGAUCGUUGGAGGAAGUGCAGAUGGUGAAGUGACAGAAGCUGUGAAUGAGGAUGUCACCAAUAUUGUAGGAAUGAGCAGAAUGACCCAUAGUGGUCGAAUCUAUACGCCUGAAUUCAAUGUGACUCCUCAAGUUCUAGCCAAGGAAUCUAUAGUUAUAGCUCCUACUAAAGAACCUGAAGCGGUCCAAUCUGAAGAUGUUGGUGAGUUCUUGAAGUUGAUCAAGAGUAGUGACUACAAGGUUGUGGAUCAGCUGCAUCAAACACCAUCUAAGAUUUCUAUUUUGUCUCUAUUAUUGAACUCCCAAGCCCAGAGGGAGGCUUUAUUGAAGGUGCUUGCCCAAGCUCAUGUAACACAAAGCAUAAUGGUAGUCCAGUUUGGUAGGGUGGUUGUAAACAUCACAGCUUGCAAUACUUUAAGCUUUAGUGGAGAGGAAUUACCUGAAGAUGGAAAAAAUCACAAUCGUGCUCUCCAUAUCUCAGUGAAGUGCAAAUAUGAUGCUUUGGUAAGAGUUUUGGUUGAUACCAGAUCUUCUUUAAAUGUGAUGCCAAAGAGAACACUCUCCAAGUUAUCUUAUCAAGGACCAGCUAUGAAGUUGAGUGCCCUGAUAGUGAAAGCUUUUGAUGGUUCCCGGAGAACCGUGAUUGGAGAGGUAGAAUUACCCAUAUUGAUUGGACCUCACAUAUUCCCGAUUAAUUUCCAAAUCAUGGAUAUUAAUUCGAUGUAUAGCUACUUAUUGGGGCGUCCCUGGAUUCAUGCUAUAGGGGCAGUUACCUCCACUUUACAUCAGAAAAUGAAGUUCGUGAUGGACAAUCAAUUGAUCAUCAUUUAUGGAGAGGAGGACUUUGUGGUCAGUCACCUUUCAUCCUUUAGGUAUAUCGAGGCAGAUGAGGACGCUUUGGAAACUUCUUUCCAAACUCUUGAAAUAGCCAACGCCACUUUUGUGGAGAUGAAGGACCCUAUUGGGAAAUCUUGUUCAUCUUUUGCUUCUCUGAAAAGCGUAAAGUCUAACAUUGAAGGAGGAAACCUUGAAGGUUGGGGUCAGCUUAUUGAUGUUCGUGAGAAGCAUGAUCGCUUUGGUCUGGGAUAUGUGCCUUCCGCUGCGAAAGGAGCCUGA